AUGACAGCGAUCCAGGCGGUGUACGUGCGCGGACACGAAGAGCGCCCCUCGCCCAAACCCCACGUCGUCUUCCGCAUCGAGAUCCAGGCCCACGUCCGCUCAUGGACCAUGUGGCGCCGCUACUCCGACUUCCUCGACCUCCACACAGAGCUCGCAAAGUCCACCGGCGCACCCCCGCCCGCGCCCCUCCCGCCCAAACACGCACUCGCCAUGCUCCGCUCCCGCACAGACGAGGCCCGCCUCGAGGAGCGCCGCCUCGGCCUCGAGGCCUACCUGCGCGCCAUCGUCAGCGCGAAAGACGACCGGUGGCGCGAGUCCUUCGCCCUGCGCGACUUUCUCGGCGUCCCCGUGGGGAAGCAGCCCGUCGCAGGGGGUAGCAGUGGUGGUGGUGGCGGCGGCGGCGGCGGUGACAACGACGACAUGUCGCAGUUCACGUCCUCGUCGUGGCUCGACGAGCACAUCGACCUCCAAGCGCGCGUGCGCGACGUCCGCGCCGACAUCAACCGGCGCGACGCGCUCGGCGACCGCGGCGACGUCGGCGGCUCGCACGCCGCGAACGUCCACGCGAAGAAGAAGCUCGCCGCCGUCCUCGCGCGCGCGGGCGCGCUCGCGCAGGGGCUCGACGGGCUCGCGCGCGCGGGCAUGAGCGCGGGCGAGCUGCAGCGCCGCACGGACAUGGUCGCGCGCCUCCAGGACGACUGCGAGAAGCUCGGAAAGAUGGUCUCCGUCUCGCGGCACACCGCGCGCGGCCCCGGCCUCGGUGCAGCGGCGGAGCGCAACCCCGCGUCGUCGUCCGACCGCGCGGCCUUACUGGAGAGCGCGCCCUCCGCGUUUGGCAAGCCCGUCACGCGCGUGUUCGGGGGUGGUCCCGCUGCGGCGAAGCCCCAGGAGACGGGGCAGACGCGCCCGCUGGACGACCACGGGCUGUUGCAGCUGCAGCAGACGCAGAUGACCCAGCAGGACACGCAGCUCGCCCAGCUCGCGACCAUCCUCCAGCGCCAGAAGCAGCUGGGCAUCGCGAUCGGGAGCGAGAUCGCGCAGCAGAACGAGAUGCUCGAUGAUCUCGCGGUCGGCGUCGAUCGGGUCGGCGGGAAGCUGGCGUCGGCGAAGAGGCAGAUGAAUCGGCUGGGGUAGACUGUAGGCUGCAUUUAGACGAACGUGACGAUUUCUCGGUGAUGUGUAUUUUAUGUGAUCUUCGGUUUUUUUUUCUCUACUUUGGUGCACGGCGCAGAGCAGUGAUGGUCUAUAUUAUAAUGUGUGAAUACUAUAUAGUCCC
Heterobasidion irregulare TC 32-1 is the source of this 1276-nucleotide messenger RNA. RefSeq lists its product as uncharacterized. Lineage: Eukaryota; Fungi; Basidiomycota; Agaricomycetes; Russulales; Bondarzewiaceae. The coding region runs from base 1 to 1134 and encodes 377 amino acids. The record is from RefSeq and is a predicted model, not a curated record. Gene Ontology annotation, cellular component: intracellular membrane-bounded organelle. Gene Ontology annotation, molecular function: phosphatidylinositol binding. The transcript has a single exon.